UAGUCAAGUUGUUGUUUCCCACGAAAAUAAUAUCCAUCCUGUUCUCUCUGAUCCAUCAUAUCACUCACUUAUCACAUCCUAUCGACAGUUCACUUCCAAAACCAUGGCGAAGAGCUUGAGCUUGCAAUCCACCCAGAAGCUUCUCUCGGGAUAUGAAAUCCCUGUGCUCGGAUAUGGUGUGUAUAAAAUACCGACUGCAAUCGCUGAAGAAGUGACAGCCACAGCUCUUAGACUUGGAUACCGACAUAUAGACUCCGCAGCUGCAUACCACAACGAGAAAGAGUGCGCAUCUGCUAUCCGGGAGGCGGGGUUGAAGCGUUCCGACGUCUUCUUGACCACCAAAGUACCUCCACGUGCAACUGGAUACGAUGCUACUAAACAGUCUAUCGCAGAUAGCUUAAAGCAAGCUCAAACGGACUAUUUUGAUUUAAUCCUUCUUCACGCGCCAUUUGGAGGUAAAGAGGGACGUCUCGGUUCAUGGCGCGCUUUAGUGGAAGCGCAGAAGGCAGGCAAGACUCGCUCGAUCGGGGUUUCCAACUUUGGCAUUCAUCAUUUACAAGAGUUGGAAGAGUACAUCAAAAGCGGCGGUGGGGGUCAGAUCGAUGUUGGCCAAUAUGAGAUCCAUCCGUGGCUUGCACGAGCAGAGUUGGUGGAGUGGCUGAAGAAACGCGGGGCAGUUGUCCAGGCUUACUCUCCGAUUGUGCGGGGGACUCGCUCAGAUGAGCCUGUUUUGCAAACCUUAGCCAAGAAUUAUAACAAGACACCUGCCCAGAUCUUGAUUCGGUGGAGUUUGCAAAAGGGGCUUGUUCCGCUGCCCAAGUCAUCUACUCCAGAGCGAAUUCGGGAGAAUGCAGAUGUUUUUGACUUUGAGUUGAAUGAGGAUGAUAUGAAGAUGCUGCACACUGAUGACUACCAACCUUGUGCGUGGGAUCCUACGGUUAACCAGGACUAGGAGCCUUACGCAGAGAAGAGCAGAGACAUCGAAGUAAUUCCGGAUCAGAUAAAAGUCUGUUCCUGAUUUUUUUCUUACCCCCGGUUAUUAAUAUUCAUAUAACCCUCUGUCAAGACAUAGAUGAGAUGUUCGAUGAUGUAUCAGUCUCAUAAAAUAUUUGUAGCAAAAGUGCAAUUAUAUAUGCUAGCAUUAGGU
Molecule: messenger RNA, 1147 nt
Organism: Aspergillus ochraceoroseus IBT 24754
Lineage: Eukaryota; Fungi; Ascomycota; Eurotiomycetes; Eurotiales; Aspergillaceae
Product: aldo/keto reductase
Exons: 6
Coding region: 104-952 (282 amino acids)
Molecular function (GO): oxidoreductase activity
Source: RefSeq, a predicted model, not a curated record